Molecule: messenger RNA, 511 nt
Organism: Thermochaetoides thermophila DSM 1495
Lineage: Eukaryota; Fungi; Ascomycota; Sordariomycetes; Sordariales; Chaetomiaceae
Exons: 1
Source: RefSeq, a predicted model, not a curated record
GGUCAAUCAGCUGUGCACCAGGGCCCGAGGGCCCGGCAUCAGGGUCGACCCGAACAAGACGGAGGUCCUCUACAUCCCCCCCCCCGGGGCCACCGGAGCGAGGCGUGGCAGGAUCGACCCCACAACAACCUCGACCCAGGCGGAGAGGACGUCCUUCCUCCGUGGUAAAUCCGUCAAGUGGCUUGGAGUCUCCCUGGCCCCAAGCUCAGCCCUGCGACCCAAGCAGCCGCGAGGGCGGCGGCGACAGCAUCGGUGGUGGGGCUGGUCGAGCGCUUAUCCAACACGAGGCUCCGGGGCUUUCCCCCCUGGCCGGUCCCAAGAUCUUCGCGCAGUCGUCACCCCUUCCCUCCUGUAUGGCAUGGUCCAACUCGAUACCGGCCCAACUAGAGCCGCGGUUGACGGCCACUUAGCCCCAUCUAAAAUUAUGCCGGUGUGGUCGUCCCUCACCAAGGUCGCGAACGCGGCACCCAGAGUGAUCUUCCCGGUGUGGUGGACGAUCCCGACCACGUGA